UUUGUUUAUGCAGCGGCACUUGUGUGCACAUCCGACCAGUGCUGCCUCAAAACCAAUAUAAAUAUUCGUGUCAGCCCGUGAACUUAAUCUAAAGAAAACGGCGAACCUAAACAAAAAUUCAAAGACUCCGUUUCGCCUAUAUGUACCGUCUCUGUUAGCCGUUUGGGUCCGAAAGCAUGAGAAAACGGUCGAGUGUGCAUUGGGAACUAUUUUCUGUCGGACAGCCGUGCUGCGCCUUUCUCUCCCACUCGCCCGUGCCAGUCCGCCAUCUUGAAUUUUAAUGUUAAUUUCUUUUUUAAAAAAAUGUGUUUUCCUGCGAUGUUUACGGUGCUAUUUUUCUUUUAAAUGACUUUCAAGGACGUUCGCUUUGUCUUGCGGUUAUCUGACGAGGUCACCCGAGUUGAUAUUCUAGACCCCAGUCUUCCCAACCGAAGAGUGUUUCUUCAUCUCGGGGACUAAAUGCAACUGGAUCAGGGGGCUUGUGGGUAUGAAGUGGCUGGGCGAAUCCAAGAACAUGGUAUUAAAUGGCAGACGACAUGGAAGCAAGUUGACCAGCGAGCAACCUGUGAGCCAGAGCCAGACUCGCUCUCAGCAUUCACAGCGGACAUCGCUGCGGCACAACAAAACACACCCCAGAAACCGAAGAUGUAGUCGUAGGUUUCAUGCAACUAGUCUAGAAGCCGAGAGGCGAUAUGUGCCCUCCUCAGGAAUGACUGCAAAGGAGUUAUGCGAGAAUGAUGACCUGACAACAAGCCUAAUACUAGAUCCAUACCUGGGCUUUCAGACACACAAAAUGAACACCAGAUUUCGACCAGUCAAGGGACGUCAGGAAGAGCUGAAGGAAAUCAUUGAGCGCUUCAAGAAACACGAUAACUUGGAGAAAGCGUUCCGAGCUUUGACAACAGGAGACUGGUCCCGAAAUCUUUUUGUUCAUAAGACAAAAUCUCAAGAAAAGCUAUUCAAACAACAUGUUUUUGUAUAUUUGCGGAUGUUCGCCACUGACAGCGGCUUUGAGAUCCUUCCGUGUAAUCGCUAUUCUUCAGAGCAAAAUGGAGCCAAAAUUGUGGCAACUAAAGAAUGGAAAAGGAAUGAUAAGAUUGAGUAUUUAGUCGGAUGCAUUGCUGAGCUGUCCGAGAGUGAAGAGAACAUGCUACUCCGGCAUGGAGAGAAUGACUUCAGUGUCAUGUAUUCCACUCGCAAGAAUUGUGCACAGCUCUGGCUGGGGCCAGCUGCUUUUAUUAACCACGAUUGUCGUCCAAACUGCAAGUUUGUGUCGACAGGGCGGGACACGGCCUGUGUGAAGGUGCUGAGAGACAUCGAACCGGGCGAGGAGAUCUCCUGCUACUAUGGAGACGGAUUUUUUGGCGAAAGUAAUGAAUUUUGUGAAUGCUACACCUGUGAACGACGUGGCACUGGUGCUUUCAAAUCCAAAGCUGGACUGCCAGUCGAUGUUCCGGUGAUCAACAGCAAAUACGGGUUGCGGGAGACGGACAAACGUCUGAACCGGCUGAAGAAGUUAGGGGAAGGAAACAGGAGUUCAGAUGCUCACUCAGUAGGCUCCCACACAGACGUGGACUCUCAGGAAUCGCCAAAAACACAUCAAUCUGCCAGGAAAAGAUCAUCUGGCCUCAAGUACAAAAACAGGACUCAAACAAGACAGACUCUGUCAAGAGCCCUCACUACCUCAUGUUCAAAACAAGGACGUGUAAAUAAUAAUAGGGUACCAAAGAGACUAAAAUCCCAAUCUAAGCCUUCACUAAGUAAAGUCCAGUUGCGGAGUCGCAGAAGGGGUGCAGAGCCCAAGGCGUUGGCCAAAGGUGAGACUUGCCAGCUGGGUCUCAGGGACUCCAAGGUGUCACUGUGUAAAGGUGUUACUGUAAAGAAGGAGAAGGACGGGCAGGACCUGGUCCAGCAGGGCUGCUUGACACGACACGCCGCCAAGGAAAACGUCAAUCUCCCAGUUGGGCAGCAUGGUAAGGGUUGCCUGUCUUCGACAUACAGAACUCGCAGGUCCACGCGGACUCUAGGCAAAGCCCAAGAGACGGCCGGUAGCGUAAAGUUGGAGUCCAGCGCCAUGCGCGGCAUGAGCCCAGUCUCCGGUGGCGUGGUCAUUAAAACGGAGCCCUUAGACAUAGAGGAGUAUCUCCACCAUGGGAUGGGACUGGAGCAGCCAGCGUUGGAUCCCGGCUACGCCCGAAGAGACCCGUGCACAAGACGGAAACGGGCGCCACAGCUGGGCGCCAAGCGAAUGAUUAAAUGCGAGGACUCAUACGGUGAGCCGUUUGUGCCGGUGGCUCCCGGUCACGCCGCCAGCUACUCGGACUGCGGGAAAGUGCUCUUGAGCUUCUCCGACGCGCAUCGGGACUACAACGGGGUGGCCAACGGCCGCAAAGCCCUACGCAGGGACAAGGGUAGCGGUAGCUGUCGAUCGCAGGACAAGGGAAAGAAAAAACGCCGGAUCACUCGUUACGAUGCGCAGCUGAUUCUGGAGAACACAACCGGCCUCCCCAAACUGACGCUCCGCCGGCGGAGAGACAGUAGCAGUAGCAAGACCAAUGAACCCAGCGACGUCAUUGGUUCUUCCAGUCUUUCUGCCGCGGCGGUCAACCCCUCCUCUUCCAGCAAGAUUAGCAUCAAGUUCAGCAAGGACCACGACAAGGACAAAGGCAGCUCCUACAUCGCCAAACUGAACAACGGCUUUGCUCCGGUGGUCCACGGCAACUCCACGAAGCUGAAGAUCCAGCUGAAGAGGGAGGACGACGCGCGCAGGAUAUCCCACAUGAAGGCAGACCAGGUGUCGUUUAACGGCGACAUGGGUCCGAGCCUGGAGGCCAGAAACGGCGGACACCGGAGCCAAAAGGUCAUGGCCGACCCGUCCUCUGAAGACGAGGACGUCGAUGACGAGGACGACGACUACUUUGACAAUGAGUUUGAGGACGAUUUCAUUCCACUUCCGCCGGCCAAACGCCUGCGACUCAUUGUCGGUAAAGACUCCAUCGACAUCGAUAUCUCCUCCAGGAGGAGAGAGGAUCAGUCUCUGAGACUCAACGCGUAAGCCGCGGAGCUCCUCGCUCCUCCUCCCUGUAAAUACACCCAGCUAGCUAAUCAGCAGACGUUGUGUUGACGUAAAAGUAGUCAUUUACAAACAAAACAGGGCUCGUAUUCAUAAAGAUUCUAAGAGUUCCCGGCGCGUUCCUUGACCCCCAUCACAACCCACCGAGGAGGAAGUGGUCCCGUUGCAGGAUCUGACAUCUAACUCUCAACAUUUUGGUUGCCCAAGAAGGAAAAAUAGUCCACAUUUGUCGUUUCUUUUAGUUUUCGAUGUCGUACGGCACGGCUCUUUUUCAAGCUCACUGAUUCCAGGCAUGACCGCGUGGCGAUGCUUUACCGCUAGCUCUUUUUAAGUUGACAACAAUUCCACCUGAAAAUACUUUAAAGUAUCUUCUCUUUUAUCUUUACUAGGAAUCGGGAGAGAUUUUCGAAUUCUGUCACAUGGAGCCGCUCUCAGCAACGGGAUUCUUUAUGAAUAUCGAUUGGGCCAUGAGGUUACUAGAAGGGGCUGUUCGACUAAAACUAAAUCUCUCUAAUUACGGUCAUGAAAAUGUUUUCUGUUGUGCUUUUCUCGUCGUAUUUGAUGACCCGUGCUUUAAAGCAACUUUUUUUUUUUUUUUUUUUUUUUUUUUUUUUUUUUAAACUGUGAA
Messenger RNA from Doryrhamphus excisus (bluestripe pipefish), 3701 nucleotides. RefSeq names its product lysine methyltransferase 5B (gene kmt5b). Gene Ontology annotation, molecular function: protein binding; histone H4K20 methyltransferase activity. NCBI's taxonomy places the organism in Eukaryota, Metazoa, Chordata, Actinopteri, Syngnathiformes, Syngnathidae. The record is from RefSeq and is a predicted model, not a curated record. Gene Ontology annotation, cellular component: nucleus.